Molecule: messenger RNA, 543 nt
Organism: Arachis ipaensis
Lineage: Eukaryota; Viridiplantae; Streptophyta; Magnoliopsida; Fabales; Fabaceae
Source: RefSeq, a predicted model, not a curated record
AUGGAGUUGUUCCAAUGGGAGCUGGAGCUUGUCCAUCAGCUACAUGAGAGGUUAAGACCAGUAAAGCUGUCAUCUGGUCGGGAGGACAAUGUGGUGUGGAAGUUUGAAAAUAAAUGUGUUUUCUCUACUAGAUCUGUGAUACAGACCAUACAAUCGGAGAUGCUGUCGGCUGAGAUCACGAGCUUUAGCUUCACGAGUUCUCUUUGGAAAGGUUUCGUACCUCCGAGAAUUGAGUUGUUUGGGUGGUUUGUGCUAGUUGGUCGAGUCAACACCAAGGAGAGGUUGACUAAAUUAGGAGUUCACAUUCAGAGUGAUAGUAGUUGUGUGCUGUGUUCCAAGGAAGCAGAAUCUGUUGAGCAUUUAUUUCUUCGGUGUAAGGUAACUUGGCAAGUGUGGUGCAAGUGGUUGAGGUCUCUGAGUAGAGAAUGGAUAAUUCCGGGAACCAUUAAAGAACUAUUUGAGAGCUGGUGUGGCAUGCACAGUAGGCAACAAGGACAGAAGUUGUUGAUGAUAGCGUUUUUUGCUGUGAUUUGGAACAUCUGA